Messenger RNA from Nerophis lumbriciformis (worm pipefish), 1995 nucleotides. NCBI's taxonomy places the organism in Eukaryota, Metazoa, Chordata, Actinopteri, Syngnathiformes, Syngnathidae. The record is from RefSeq and is a predicted model, not a curated record.
AUGCCCUUCAAACCAAAUAUAGAGUUUCCUCCUGCUGCAGCGGAUGUCCUUAUGCCCAAAUAUGGAGCUUCCUACUUGGCAGACGUUGAGACACACACCCACUGUGGUUCCUGCUACAGCACGCUCUGCCGAGCACAAGUGGAGGCGGGCGUAUGUUGCGCCGUCGUGGCAUGCCGCCUGCGUUGUGGAGCGCUCUUCCACUCGUGCAAAGAGGAGGGGCACCUGCUGCUUUGCCCCUGCGUCCGCGUGCCCUGCCUCAAUUUCAACUACGGCUGCCCAGCCCAACUGCCGCGAGCCCAACUAGCUGCCCACUUGCGGGCGUGCCCGGCAAGUGCCGUGGUCUGCUGCGUGGAGUGGAACCGUUGGCCGGCUAAUGAUGCCCACUCGUACCCGAGCCCUGAAUUGUACAGCAAUUUAAUGAGGGAAUGCAAGGAGGGUCUGUGCAAGGACCUGGACCUGGCCAUGGCCCUGAAGGACCAGAUGCACUUGUUUCGCUCGUUGAAGAUGAAGGAGCUUUUCCCGGAGCUGACACAGUUUGCUGGAGAAGAGGAGAACAAGAGGAGGGAAGAGGAGAAGAAGAAGCAGGAGGAGAAGAAGAAAGCCGCCUUGGAGAAGGAGUCCACUCCAAAGACCUGGGAGUCUUUUAGCCCUUUUCAUUUCAAUAUUACUACUGAGAAGGAUGAUGAGGAAGAGGAAGAGGAGGAACUAACUCAGCAGGAGCGUGAGGCACUGGCCAGGAAGCCUUUAGAGGAGAGUCAAGGUCAGCUAGAUCACUUCAGCGCCUGGGAGAGCAUGUUCAGCAUGGCCAUGGGAGGAUGCAGAGAAGCAGGGAAAGGAAAUCAGCAGGACGCAGGCGAGGCCGGGAGGCCGGGUGGAGUCACGGAGGCGGCAGUCACCCACGAGGUUUCACCCUUGUCGCCCUCCAACGUCGAGAAGGAUACCUUCAGGUACGACCACGUGGAACCUAUGAAAAUUGUGGCUGUGAGGACCUUCAAGGUUCCGAGCAGCUUCUCGGCCAAACAAGGUCGCAUCCGUAACCCAGGUUUCUACAAGAGGGACAACAAGGCCGUGGACACAGCAGAUCUGCCACGGCAAGACAUGCCCGUCUGGGAGGAGGUUCAGGCGUCACUGCUGUGCUCUCUGGAGAAGGAGCAACGAGGUCACCUGAUCGCCGAGAAGAUCUGCACCGAUGGCCUCCUACAGGAUGAGGGCACGCAGACUUUCCAAUUCCUCUCUGCGCCCUUUGCCAGCGCCGCAUCCUUGGCGGACCUGACGGCCGGCAGGGAGGAGGAACUCCACCUUCAGCUGCAGCUGGAGAGCGUCAGCAACCGUCAUCACAAGGCCAGCUCUGCCUUCACCGCUGUGUGUGGACACACCGUCCACAGGCGGGAAUACGCCUCGCAUUACAAGAACGUGCACAGUGACAUCCAGACAAACGUCAACGGAUGGUUCCAGCAACGAUGUCCGCUAGCAUACUUGGGCUGCACAUUCAGCCAGACCAGGUUCACACCGUCCACCCAUCAGGCUGCUGUGGUUUUCACCGAGGAUCUGGGCUGCUUCCAGCUGCGUCCUGUCAUCCCGGCCAGUGGAAGUCAUGCUCCUUCCUGUGAUGCUCUGAGCUCGCUUCCCUUCGAGCUCCUCUGUCACGUGGCGACGUUCCUGGACAGUUUAUCGCUGUCCCAGCUGGCUCUGGUGUCUCACCUCAUGAGGCAAGUUUGCUCCACGCUUCUGCCAACACAUGGGAUAGUCUCCCUGCGCUGGGAAAAGGUGGUCCGGCCUGGAGGCAGGAUCCAAUGGAGUGCACAGAACAAGGUGUGGCACUUUAGCAGUAGUUUCUCAGAAGUGGACAGGUGGAAAUUCCGGGACAUUCCAUCCAUGUCGGAGCACCUGCGGUUGUGUCCCUUCUACCAGCGAGAGAGCAGAAACGAUCGUGUUUUGCUGCCGGACAUCGAGUGCAAACGCCAAUGUGAAAUGCACUCAAACAAUCCUCACUAA